Molecule: messenger RNA, 1012 nt
Organism: Fundulus heteroclitus (mummichog)
Lineage: Eukaryota; Metazoa; Chordata; Actinopteri; Cyprinodontiformes; Fundulidae
Product: ermin
Exons: 2
Coding region: 124-987 (287 amino acids)
Biological process (GO): regulation of cell shape; actin filament organization
Molecular function (GO): actin filament binding
Source: RefSeq, a predicted model, not a curated record
CGCACUGCCCUCCAACCAUGGGGUGGAUGCUUUCCUCAUUCUUCAAUGCUGGACAACAACACGCUGGGAGAAGACAUGACCAUUUUUGUUUAACUUUAGCUUAAACAAACAGCAUCACCAAGGAUGGAGACUGCCACUCCUCCUUCAACUGAGUCAAAACUCAGAGCAGAUGAAGAAGAAGAAGAUGCAAAAGCUUCAAAGAUACUGGAGAUUAUUAAUGAGAGCAUCGUCGAUGCCUCAAAAAUGACAGAAGAGCCUGAGGACAGAGAAGCUUGGUCAAUGGAGAUGGGAGAUGACUCUGUGUUCUACAGUGAUGAGGAGCAAGCUCGCCAGGACAAAGGAUCUGCCAUCUUGAGGGCCAAGAGGCGCAAAGAUCUUGUUAACAGCGUGGCGGAUGAUGAAACCAACCAACAGAUGGAGAGAAAUCCGGGGGAGGGUGGUCUUAUUUACAAAAGAAAUUCAGAGAAGGAAAUGAACCAGCGGGUCAUUUGGACUGAAGAGGACAGCCAGAAGCUUGCGGCACUUACAACUAAAAGAAUGCAUGUAUCAGACCCCAGCGAAUCAGCUGCAGAGUCUGAUGUAUCGCCUGGAAAGUUUGUGAAAACGUCUGGAGAGUUUAUGCUGCAAAAUGAGGACCAAGUUAAGAAAGAGGAAGCGAUAGCAGAAACCGGAACCUCAAACCAACACCUGUUUCACUUACUCAACAAUGAUGGUUAUGCAGGGCUCAAUGGGGAUGCAGAAUCUGCUCAGAGACUGUCUGGUGCUGACACCCAGAAAUCAAGUGACGUGGGAGACGUGCAAGGAGAGUCUCUGGAAAACUCCAGCCAAGACCAGUCCAACCUGCCGCCGCCGGAGGAAUCCGACUGCAACGCCUUCAACCACCUCGCCACGUCCAAAUACAGCACCGUGUCCUACCGCAGGAUCCGCAGAGGCAACACACGACAGAAGAUAGAGGAGUUCGAGUUCCUGUUGACCAAUAAAAAAUAACCUGCUCUUCCAAUGCAUUAGGGGG